GUGUGCGCCGCUUCCUUGUAGUCCGGGCCGUGAGAAGCAGUCGGUGGCCGAGCUCCGCGCUUGCUCGCCAUGUCGCUGCUGGUGCGCGGGGUUUGCGCCGCGGGCGCUCGGGGCAUGUCGCUGGGCGCCGGGCCGCGCUGCUGCUGCAGGAGGAGCUUCUGGGCAGGAGGCUGCGGGGCGCCGCCGGGAGCUUCCCGCUGGGCUGAGAGACUCGGCUGGGGCGCGGCGGCGACGGCGGCGGUGUUGGCCGGGCUGGGGCUGGCCCGGCGGGCCGAGAUGGAGCAGCAGCGGCGGGGGCAGCUGGCCGGUGGCGGCGGCGGCAGCCGGGAGGCGGAGGGCGCCGACGAGCUGGCGCUGCGCUGCGAGCGCUUCAUGGCGCCGCCGGUGAGCGGGCUGGGCGAGCUGCGCGACCGCCGCGGGGCCAUGCGGAGCCGCAUGGAGCUGCUCAUCAUGGAGACGCAGAGCCAGGUGUGCAGCGCCCUGGCCCAGGUCGACCGCGGCGCCCAGUUCACCGUGGACCGCUGGGAGAGGAAGGAAGGUGGGGGAGGCAUCAGCUGCGUACUACAGAAUGGAGAAGUCUUUGAGAAGGCCGGAGUUAAUGUAUCUGUAGUUUUUGGACACCUUUCUGAAGAAGCAGCUCAACAGAUGAGAAGCAGAGGGAAAACCCUGAAGGGCAAAAGUGGAAAACUGCCUUUUUGUGCUAUGGGAGUGAGCUCCGUUAUUCAUCCAAAGAACCCUCACGUUCCCACCAUACACUUCAACUACAGAUACUUUGAAAUUGAGGAGGCCGAUGGUACGACACAGUGGUGGUUUGGUGGUGGAACAGACCUCACUCCAACUUACUUGGACAAAGAUGACGCCGUUCAUUUCCACAAAACUCUGAAGGAAGCCUGUGAUCGGCAUAAUCCAGAGCUGUACCCCAAGUUUAAGAAAUGGUGUGAUGAUUAUUUUUAUAUCAAGCACCGAGGAGAACGACGAGGGAUUGGAGGCAUAUUUUUUGAUGACCUGGACUCACCUUCAAAAGAAGAGGUCUUUCAGUUUGUGCAGAGUUGUGCCAAAGCCAUUGUGCCUUGCUAUGUUCCCAUUGUGAAGAAGCACUGCCAUGACACCUUCUCACCAGAGGAAAAAUUGUGGCAGCAGAUCCGCAGAGGGAGGUAUGUGGAAUUCAAUCUUGUUUAUGACAGAGGUACUAAGUUUGGACUUGCAACACCAGGAUCUAGGAUUGAAAGCAUCCUUAUGUCUUUGCCACUCACUGCCAGGUGGGAGUACAUGCAUUCUCCUCCCGAGAAUUCCAGGGAAGCUGAAAUCCUAGAAGUUUUGCGCCAUCCAAAAGACUGGGUGCCCUGACAAGCUAUGUCGGCUGCCCUCAGCCGGCCAUGAAGAAAGGACACAAACUCCUGCCUGCUUGCUCAUCAAACUGCCAUUGUGUGGCAGUUAGUUUUUUAUCUACUUAUUCUCUUUAUCAUGUGCCUUAGAAAUAGUGUUUCGAUUUUGUUAUGUGUAAAUAUCCAUUUUAAAAGCCACAAGCUGCUCCAUUAGCAGUUUCUUGGCGGGAGGAUCACUUGACCAUUUGUACCGGUAUGAUGCACUGCUGAAAAUGCAACAGGCUUGGUGCAGAGGCAGCCCAACAAGGUGAAAUGCGCUCAAAAUGUGGUCGGCACACACUGCCCUAAAACUCUGCACCAGCUCCUAAGGUUUAGAACCAAUGCAGUUUUUCCAGGAACCUCCUUUGAUUUACUCUCCUGAUUGGCAUGAUUCUUUUAUAGGCUAUCUUAGCCCAUUUCAGCAGAUAAGAGUUGCUUUCUCUUUAAAUCCACUUUGUGUCCUAUGGGGUCAUGUAUUUUAAAGCUUGUCAUUUUGAUCUGCAAUAAUUUCUCAAAUGAGUAAUAUGAUGGGGAAUAUUUUGCAAUGAGAACAAUGUAAAAGAAAUUUGGACAGUGGUUUCCUGUCCCUAGGUCACCAGUUAAGGUUCCUGUAAUAUGCGUUCACAAACAGUACUGCAUAAAUUACCUUAUAUAAAGUACAGUGCAUUACGUUUGGGAAAGGGCCGUAGCUCACUAGCGAAGCAGAUCCUUUGCAUCCAGAAGUUCAAUCCCUGGUUUCUCCUGUAGGGAAGAGGGAAUCCUUUUGUGUGUGAAACUCUGGAGACUAGCCUCUGUCAGUCAUUGUCAUACAAUACUGAGUUAGAUCGACCAAGGGUCUGAUACUGUAUUGGGCAGCUUCCGAUGUUCCUACAUAUUUGAACAUGUGCAAGUUUUUUGAACAUUUGCCCAGCAGAUGCACAGAGUAAGUAACAUUUCUCACUUGCUGGAUGAAAUUUUUUUCAGCCUUUGCCCUCAAGAAGCCUUAACCUAGUCCAAGGGAGGCAUUUCUACAGGCCCAGAAGCAAGGCUAAGAGCAUCCGAAUAGGGUUGGGCAGUGACAGCUUGGACCAAUUUUAGAAGUUGUGCCCUCUUUGUAUUCCCCACAUUUGUAAAUAAAAUGAAAAAGCUGCAUGGAAUAGAAUGCAUACCUUUCGAUUUUCAGUUCUGUCUCGUAUUAACAUUUGCAAGUGAUUCAUUCCAAACCUAAAAGUGAGCCUAGUGACACUUGGAAAACGACCGUAAACAUGUAGACCGUAGAAAGCUUAUUUUUAUACCCCUUCUCAGCCCAAAAGACCCCCAAAGCUUCAAUUAAUUCAAAUUGAUCCUGUCUGGGUUGGCAGAGUGUACUGUAGGGAUGUGUGGUGAUAAAAGAAUGUCAGCUCAGAAUGUCUUCAAAAGAGCAAAACAUACUUCUGUCACAUCAGAUUUAUGAAGAAAGGGUUCUCCCAUCUCAGGUUUACUGCACCUGCACCUUGUCAUGAAAGGCUUUUCUAAAAACACCAAGGCUUAGAUUUUACAUGUGGAAAUGGCUCUAUGCCUAUGGUAUGAUGUUCUUCUACUUGUAUUGUAGCGAAGGUCACAAUACGUUUUUAAUAACUGAGCCGGAGUGUGCUUCCUUAGAAUUUUAAGUGGUUUGUUUGUUUUUGGCAACGCCUUCAGUUGUCUCCCUUACUAGAAACCUAGCAGCAGGGGUGUAACAUUCAUGAUCUGUUAGCCAUGCUGGCUAGGGCUGAUGAGAGUUGGUGUCCAACAACAUACAGAAAGCCACAAAUAAAUUCCCCUCUGGAUUUAAAAUUUUCAGUAGUGUAUUCUGCACUACACUAUGCACUAGUAUAUUAUACCAUGCACACACUUGGGAGUAAACCCGCUAGAACUCAUUAGGGCACUUCUGAGUAAACAUACAUGGGAUAUUUGCCUCGAGCUUUAUGGGUUUCAGAAAAUGGAUCAGCUCUUUUGUGCAAAAGUUAGUUUUGUGUUUCUGUGUGAAUGUGUGUCUUCAAUUGUUCCUCAGUUUUUCACCCAGUGCAGAAAAUGGAGGAAUCUGCGGCAACGGAGAAGCUGGAAAAGUCAGAGAAAUUUCAAAGGCUGCCAUGUUUUGUAGAUUUGACCAAAUCCUUGAUGAUAUUCUGCCUCCAACAACAUUUGAAAGUUCCCAGUAUCAUGUGCUAAGCGUGUUGCUUAAUAAGUGCUCCAAUGCAGUAGCAAUGCUAUGAUUGUUUACAUUGCUACCUUUUGAAUCUUGAAUCAGAAAAAAAUGCACUAGUGUUCGUUGGCUGUAACUAUUUGAAAAUAUUGCUCAAGUUUUGCACAACAGCGUUUCCAAUUUCUUCCAAGAUUUCUCCCCACCCCAAUCAUUUAAAACCCCUGGUUUAAAAGGGGAAUUUUCCCCCUUGAAUUUUUCCAUGUCUUCCAUUCUCCCUCCUGCACAGCCUUCAAAUCUACAAAACCUAAUAACUUAUUUCGUGCUCUUACAAAAUGCUGUUGACUUUAAUGUUCUGUUUGCCAGCAGAACUUCACAUCCUUUACUGUGGAAACUGAAUAAAGCGGCUGAGGCUACAAA
This is a messenger RNA of Podarcis muralis (Common wall lizard), 3924 nucleotides long. RefSeq names its product coproporphyrinogen oxidase (gene CPOX). Gene Ontology annotation, cellular component: cytoplasm. The record is from RefSeq and is a predicted model, not a curated record. Lineage: Eukaryota; Metazoa; Chordata; Lepidosauria; Squamata; Lacertidae. Gene Ontology annotation, molecular function: coproporphyrinogen oxidase activity.